This is a messenger RNA of Torulaspora globosa, 483 nucleotides long. RefSeq names its product Arc18p (gene ARC18). Gene Ontology annotation, cellular component: Arp2/3 protein complex; cytoskeleton. The record is from RefSeq and is a predicted model, not a curated record. NCBI's taxonomy places the organism in Eukaryota, Fungi, Ascomycota, Saccharomycetes, Saccharomycetales, Saccharomycetaceae. Bases 1 to 483 code for a protein of 160 amino acids. Gene Ontology annotation, biological process: regulation of actin filament polymerization; Arp2/3 complex-mediated actin nucleation. The transcript has a single exon. Gene Ontology annotation, molecular function: actin filament binding.
AUGGUCGGUAAUAUUGUUCUAUUGCCAUUAAAUACCAAGUUCAGAGGUCCUGCCUAUCCUGCCAACGCUGACUAUGAUAUUAUCGACGAAUGCCUUGACCUAUUUCGUGCCAAUUCCUUCUUCAAGAACUUUGAGAUCAAAUCGCCGGCUGAUAGAGUGCUGAUCUAUGGUAUUUUGUUCAUCAACGAGUGUUUGUCCAGUUUAAGGCCAACCACAAGCUUCAAUGAGGCCGUCAAAAUAUUAACAAACGUGGCUCUCGACAACUUUUCGCUUCCUGGCACGCCAGGCUUUCCUCUGAACACCGUUUACUCGGUGCCUCUUUCUGAUCACAACGCCAUGGAGCUGUUACGAACCUACAUACAACAAUUCCGCCAGGAGCUAGCCAUGAGACUGCUCGAUAGAGUAUACAGAGACUCUAAGGAAAAUCCCUCGAAGUUCUGGCUGGCGUUUACCAGAAGGAAAUUUAUGAACAAGUCGCUUUAG